AUGAACGAAUAUAGAUGUCCUAGCAGAGAAGACUGGGUUAAACUUGCAAAUAUAUUUAGUUUAGAGUAUGAGAGUUGUAGUAUUAAUGAAAACAAGGACUAUAAAAAGUUAAUGCAUAAGUUUUCAGAAGAUUCUCCUGCUAUAGAUAUUCAUAUGCCUUUUAAUCUAUAUCUAUUAUAUUUUUAUUUUAAAUGUUACCCAAAGGAACAAAAAGAAACUACUUGCUAUGGAGAUUGUAAUGUUCAAGCGGUAUUGGAAAAGUUUCAUGAAUAUAUCGAGCUUUAUAGUGAACGAGAAGUCAGUAUUUUUAAGAAAAUAUACUCAGACUCACAACAAACAAUUGAAUCGUUGGAUAUCGUUGAUGCAUCAGCUGAUGAGGAUGAUGGCGAUGAUGACGAGCUGGACGCCGAUGACGAUUUAGUGGAUCUAGACACUGGAGAUCUCGUCGACACUGCCGUACAGCAGUCAGACAAGCCAUCGAUUCACAACCAAAGUUUUGGUUUCACUUCCGAAAUGUCUCUUGAUGAAAGUACAAAGCUAUCACUCGUAUAUUCUACCUGCGAAGAGUACUCUGUAUCCGCCAAUUGUCAUGCUACAAAGACUCCAUUAGAGCCAAGAAGGAUAUAUUCUUUAAUAUAUGUCUGA
Heterostelium album PN500 is the source of this 645-nucleotide messenger RNA. RefSeq lists its product as uncharacterized. The transcript is spliced from 2 exons. The record is from RefSeq and is a predicted model, not a curated record. Bases 1 to 645 code for a protein of 214 amino acids. Lineage: Eukaryota; Evosea; Eumycetozoa; Acytosteliales; Acytosteliaceae.